GAGAACUGCUUCCGGGCCAGGGGGCAGGAGCCACCAUGGAAGCUCGCCGGGCAGCGGGGCCGCCUCAGCCGCUGGCGGGCUUCUGAGGCGAGUGAGGCGCUGCGCGACCGGCGCCGCCCGCCGCGGAUACGCUGGCUUCCGCCAUGUCGGUGCUGGGCGAGUACGAGCGACACUGCGAUUCCAUCAACUCGGACUUUGGAAGCGAGUCCGGGGGUGGCGGGGACUCGGGCCCGGGGCCCAGCGCCAGCCCGGGGCCGCGAGCCGGCGGCGCGGUGGAGCAGGAGGAGCUGCACUACAUCCCCAUCCGCGUCCUGGGCCGCGGCGCCUUCGGGGAGGCCACGCUGUACCGCCGCACCGAGGAUGACUCAUUGGUGGUGUGGAAGGAAGUUGAUUUGACCCGACUUUCUGAAAAGGAACGUCGUGAUGCCUUGAAUGAGAUUGUCAUUCUGGCGCUGUUGCAGCAUGACAACAUUAUUGCCUACUACAAUCACUUCAUGGACAAUACCACCCUGCUGAUUGAGCUGGAAUAUUGUAAUGGAGGGAACCUGUAUGACAAAAUCCUUCGUCAGAAGGACAAGUUGUUCGAGGAAGAGAUGGUGGUAUGGUACCUUUUUCAGAUUGUUUCAGCCGUGAGCUGUAUCCAUAGAGCUGGCAUCCUCCAUAGAGAUAUAAAGACAUUAAAUAUUUUUCUGACCAAGGCAAACUUGAUAAAGCUUGGAGACUAUGGCCUCGCAAAGAAACUUAAUUCUGAAUAUUCCAUGGCUGAGACACUUGUGGGCACUCCUUAUUACAUGUCUCCAGAGCUCUGCCAAGGAGUAAAGUACAAUUUCAAGUCUGAUAUCUGGGCAGUUGGCUGUGUCAUUUUUGAACUACUUACUCUAAAAAGAACAUUUGAUGCUACGAACCCACUCAACCUGUGUGUGAAGAUUGUGCAGGGAAUCCGGGCCAUGGAGGUUGACUCUAGUCAGUAUUCUCUGGAACUGAUCCAGUUGGUCCACGCAUGCCUCGACCAGGAUCCUGAGCGGAGACCCACUGCAGAUGAACUUCUGGAUCUCCCACUUCUCAGGAAACGCAGGAGAGAGAUGGAAGAAAAAGUCACUCUGCUUAAUGCGCCUACAAGGAGACCAAGGUCAAGCACUGUGACUGAAGCACCCAUUGCUGUGGUGACAUCACGAACCAGUGAAGUCUAUGUUUGGGGUGGUGGAAAAUCUACACCCCAGAAAUUGGACGUCAUCAAGAGUGGCUGUAGUGCCCGACAGGUGUGCGCAGGGAACACCCACUUUGCUGUGGUCACUGUGGAGAAGGAACUAUACACGUGGGUGAACAUGCAAGGGGGCACUAAACUUCAUGGUCAGCUAGGACAUGGAGACAAAGCUUCCUACCGACAGCCAAAGCAUGUGGAAAAGUUGCAAGGAAAAGCUAUCCACCAAGUGUCAUGUGGUGAUGAUUUCACUGUUUGUGUGACAGAUGAGGGUCAGCUCUAUGCCUUUGGGUCAGAUUAUUAUGGCUGCAUGGGGGUGGACAAAGUCUCUGGCCCUGAAGUGCUAGAACCCAUGCAGCUGAGCUUCUUCCUCAGCAAUCCAGUGGAGCAGGUCUCCUGUGGAGAUAACCACGUGGUGGUUCUGACACGAAGCAAGGAAGUCUAUUCUUGGGGCUGUGGUGAAUAUGGACGCCUGGGUUUGGAUUCAGAAGAGGAUUACUAUACACCACAGAGGGUGGAUGUUCCAAAGGCCUUAAUCAUUGUUGCAGUCCAGUGUGGCUGUGAUGGGACCUUUCUGCUCACCCAGUCAGGCAAAGUACUGGCUUGUGGACUCAAUGAGUUCAACAAACUGGGGCUGAAUCAGUGCAUGUCUGGGAUCAUCAACCAUGAAGCAUACCAUGAAGUUCCCUAUACGACCUCCUUUACCUUGGCCAAACAGUUGUCCUUUUACAAAAUCCGUACCAUUGCCCCAGGCAAGACUCAUACAGCUGCUAUUGAUGAACGAGGCCGGCUGCUGACGUUUGGCUGUAAUAAGUGUGGGCAGCUGGGUGUUGGGAAUUAUAAGAAGCGCCUGGGAAUCAACCUGUUGGGGGGACCUCUUGGUGGGAAGCAAGUGAUCAGGGUCUCCUGUGGCGAUGAGUUCACCAUUGCUGCCACUGAUGAUAAUCACAUUUUUGCCUGGGGAAAUGGUGGCAACGGCCGCCUGGCAAUGACUCCCACCGAGAGACCACAUGGCUCUGAUAUCUGUACCUCAUGGCCUCGACCUAUUUUUGGAUCUUUGCAUCAUGUCCCAGACCUUUCUUGCCGUGGCUGGCACACCAUUCUUAUUGUUGAGAAAGUAUUGAAUUCUAAGACCAUCCGUUCUAACAGCAGCGGCCUGUCCAUAGGAACUGUGGUUCAGAGUUCCAGCCCAGGAGGUGGUGGAGGUGGCGUUGGUGGCGGUGGUGGCAGCGGUGAAGAGGAAGACAGUCAGCGGGAAUCUGAAACUCCAGAUCCAAGCGGAGGCUUCCGAGGAACAAUGGAAGCAGACCGUGGAAUGGAUGGUUUAAUCAGCCCCACAGAGGCUGUGGGGGACAGUUGUGGGGCUAGCAGCUCCUGCCCUGGCUGGCUUCGAAAGGAGCUGGAAAAUGCAGAGUUCAUCCCCAUGCCUGACAGUCCAACUCCCCUGAGUGCUGCAUUUUCAGAGUCGGAGAAGGACACCCUGCCCUAUGAAGAGCUGCAAGGACUCAAAGUCGCAUCUGAAGUCCCUGCAGAGCACCAGCCCCCAGUAGGAGCCUGGCCUCCCCGGCUGAAUCCUGCAGUACCGUGUGCUGGGAAAGUGUUGACCUCUCCCGCUUGUGCGUGCGGCACUCUGCAGGCCGAGGUUGAGAGGUUGCAGGCUCUGGUGUUAAAGUGUCUGGCUGAACAACAGAAGCUACAACAAGAAAACCUCCAGAUUUUUACCCAACUACAAAAGCUAAACAAGAAAUUGGAAGGAGGCCAGCAGGUGGGGAUGCAUUCCAAAGGAAUUCAGACAGCAAAGGAAGAGAUGGAAAUGGAUCCGAAGCCUGACUUAGAUUCGGAUUCCUGGUGCCUCCUUGGAACAGACUCUUGUCGACCCAGCCUCUAGUCUCCUGAGCCCACAUAGCCCUCAGGAAACUGGGACCCAAAGAACUUCACCGCACACUUACCGAGUGCAGAGAGCAGCUUUCCUGGCUUGGUUCACUUGCAGACACGGAGCGCAGGACAGAGGGAGGCUCUAAAGCACCUUCCUUGUGCAUCUGGAGAGUGGCAUUGCCUUUUAGAUAGGCUCUAGGAGUGAUAUUGUUCGGAGAAUGGAAGGGUUCUGUGGCCCUAGCUUGUCAUCAGUGACUGCCAUAGCAACAACAGCUCUGUACCUCAUCUUUUGAUCCCACCUUUGAAGAGGAGACACAGGACUCACCUUAAUUGUGCUGGUAGCAGCUCAUAUCCCAUUUAUCAUUUUCAUCAUUAUUGGAAGCUUCCUUGGGAUUUUAGCACCAGGCAUUGCACCUCUGGGUGGAGGAAGGAGAAAUGUAACAUUGGAAUGGGCCAUGGCCAGGCCUGUCCUGCCCAGGGUCCUCUAGAGAGCAGUAAAGUCUCCCGUCUUCUCAGAAACCUGGAGGCCAGGGAACUUUCCUGGCCGUCAGUCUAGAGCUUGUCUUCAGGAAGUUCAGUUACUGCGUGCAGCCGUGUGCUUUGUGAAGAAAGCUUAGAUUGCUUUCCCUGUGGAGGUCCUUGAAACAUCGUCAUGAGGAGCAGAGAAAGGGCAGGUCCCUCGUCACAAUAGCACCUUCAGGCUACCGUUAGUGCAAGGUGGGACUUCCCAGCUCUGGGGGCUCCUCUAGAGAGGAGGGUCUGAGAGAAUUACUCCAGCCAGCGGGUGACAGGUGCGGCUGUGGGAGAAGAGCAAGAGGGAAGAUGACACUUCCUUCAGUGCCUUGCCUUGGUGUCUGAGAGCCUGAGUGGUGCCCCUGUGAAGGCUUCUUUGUACCUCUAGUGCCAUGCCCCUGAGGGGUCUGACUGGCACCCCAUUCUAUGUCUAGUCAGUAUUUUCCUCUCUGGUGUGAUUUGAAGCCAUAUCAUACCCAGUAAGUCAGUAUCACCUUUUAUACUUGAGUGGCCCAAAGUCAGCACCAAAUACUUGGGGUCCCAAAAGCUUGACAGGUAGAACCUGCCAAGUGAGGAGAUUGGCUGCAAGCUCACUUCUGCUAUGUUCUUGUUGAGAGGAGCAAGCUACCUUUUCCAAAGACAGGGUGUCCUAGAAGAUCCAGCCUUCUAGGCAAGCAUAUGAUGGUUUCUCUUAAAUGUGAGCCUUGUGCACCCAAGUCUAAUGAAUUGCUUAUGUUUGGGGCACAGCAGAUGCUUUGGUAAGUGCCACAUCCUCCAUGCUACAUACAGCUAAAUUAAUAUUGUUGCAUUAAAUUUCAGGAGGACCUACCUAUGCAGGAGAAAUUUUGUCAUUUCUCUAAACUGGUGGUGCAAAUGCUGGUGCCAGGAGGAAACCCCAUCUCUGGGGUGGGCAACUCUGUCCAAUGGGAUUGUUGAUGUCCCAUUGUUUUCUCAAUUCUGAGAAGCCUAGUACAAUAGUACUGAUGUAGUCACUGAAGCCUUUUCCCGGAAUAAGGGGAGGCCCAAUCCUGACAGAAGGUCUCAAGUUCUAGGGGUCUGGCCAUUGGCUGUAAACCCUGUCAGAGAGUUUUGGUUCGUUAUGUCAAUGCAACUCUGGGUUUCUUCAGGACUGGCUGGCCUUUCGAGGUCCUGUAUCCUUAUCCAACAUCUCAGCAGGCCUGAGAGGCAGGGUGUAAGGUCUUCAUUCUGAGCACUGCUUCUGCUUGGAGCUGAGGGCAGGGUGUAAGGUCUUCAUUCUGAGCACUGCUUCUGCUUGGAGCUGAGGGGCAGGGCAUGUUGCUGCUGUAGCGUGACAGUGAGUGCGGAGGUGGGCAGGAGCCCUGGGGGUCAUUCUCUAGGUGUGCAUGGUGGUCGUUUUCUCUGGUAUAUUCCCAUGGGAAUCUAGGUUUGUACUAAUCCAGCUGAGGACCUGAGUUCUGUGCCUUAGGAUAAUUUGCACUUUCCAGAAUUGUGCCUAGGACAGCCAUAAGGUUUUAACCCACCAAACAGCUAUGCAAACAGAAAACAGUCCAAAGAUGGCAGCCAUGCACUGGGUUGAGGAAAACACAAGACAAAAGAAAUGUCUUCAAAUGGUUUUCUGUAGCUAAAUCUUGGUAAUUGUCCUGCUUGUCCCCUAUGCAGUGCUAGGUGUUUGAGGCUUUCCGGUAGUGUUGCUUUGAUUACAAUAUAGCCUUCGAUAUCCUCUGUGCCAACACUUGGCUGAAAAGCCAGCUUAUUGUUAGCCAGAUGCUGGAAAGGGUGAGGGUGGAAUGGUGUGGCAUUUCUGUUUUAAAUAAACAUUUAAACUCUCA
This is a messenger RNA of Mesocricetus auratus (golden hamster), 5400 nucleotides long. It is a transcript of the gene Nek9, whose product is annotated as NIMA related kinase 9. The transcript has 22 exons. The record is from RefSeq and is a predicted model, not a curated record. Gene Ontology annotation, biological process: protein phosphorylation. Bases 144 to 3089 code for a protein of 981 amino acids. NCBI's taxonomy places the organism in Eukaryota, Metazoa, Chordata, Mammalia, Rodentia, Cricetidae. Gene Ontology annotation, cellular component: centrosome. Gene Ontology annotation, molecular function: ATP binding; protein kinase binding; protein kinase activity.